AUGGACGCCCCUCGAUCGUGUUCUCAACUCACUCUCGGGACGACCUUCGUCAACGUCGAGCCAUGUUCGUUUCCCAAGCUCGAUGCGCCUACUUCCUGCCCUCCCACUGGCGAUAGCGCGUCCGGGGAGGAGCCGGCAGCAAAGAUGUCGAACGCACGGCGCUACGUGCUCUUCGCCAUGUUCUGCGUCGCGAACGCGCUGGACUCGUACAACCUCAACGCGCUGUUCACGGCCCUCCCCGUGUUGAGGGAGCACUUCGGCCUGGGCGAGGCCGACGCGAGUUGGGUCAUGAGCGCGUUCGAGCUCACGUAUGCGGCCUUUCUGCUUGUUAGUGGCCGAAUCAGCGAUGUCUACAAUCCCAAGUCUCCAUUCGUCCUCGGCGUGCUCUCUCUUGGACUUCUGUCGCUCGGCGCUGGUUUCGUGAAGAAUGGGAUUGGACUCAUCAUCAUCAGAGCGCUCUGCGGAAUAUGUGCCGCGCUCAGUAUCCCGUCGUCUCUGGCAUUAAUUGUUCGGUUGUUCCCUGAGCCACAUGCGCAGAGUGUCGCCAUCGCCCUGUUCGGGGGCGUUGGUGCGCUCGGGAAUGUGUUCGGGACUAUGAUCGCCGCAGUGUUCAUUCAGUUCGCCAACUACCGCUGGAUAUUCUUUUUCAGCUCGAUGCUCGGAAUACCGGCAGCACUCAUAUGCUUCAUCCUCGUACCCGCGCCACAGAUCGAUCAGCGCGACAAUGAGGGUGUGUUCUCGCGGCUGCAUAAGUUGAAGAAACUAGACCUGGCUGGGGUGAGCAUCCUCACGGUCGCACUCAUCCUCUUCAUCUUCGCCAUCACAAGCGGAUCCGAUGACGGGUGGUCCUCCGCUCGCGUCUUGGCGCCAUUGAUCAUCUCCAUAUUUAUGCUAGUAGCAUUUUUCUACUGGGAAGCAUGGAUCCCUGCAAACAACGCUGCCGUACCUCCUAGCACCUGGUUCCUGCCCAAUUUCGCAGUGCUCUUCGGCGCAGCGCUCCUGCCAUACUUCUGGUGGACGACCGUCUUCGUCGUGUUCUUCCCGCUUUGGCAACAGGUGUACGGCUGGUCCGCUAUCAAGUCAGGGUUGCAUAUGAUUCCUGUUGGCAUAGCUGCAACGGUCGUGAGCUUCACCAGCCCGCUCGGCCGCUACGUGCCGCCGAAGGUCCUGAUCCUCUUCGGCCACGUCCUCGCCGUCGCUGCGACGAUCCUGCUCGCGUUCGGCGAUGGCGAGAACAAAUACUGGCGUUUCAUUUUCCCGGGCCUCAUCAUCGGCUCCGCGGGGGCCAUGCUCAUCUACAUGCACGCUAAUCUAUAUUGUGUCGUGGCGCCUGCGCGCAGCAUCUCGAUCUUCAAGACGGCGCCAUCCACGAUGGCCGGGGUCAUCGGCGCGAUGUUCAACUGCGCGAUCCAGCUUGGCGCAGCCCUCGGGCUCGCAAUCGACACCUCGAUCGAGACGUCUAUCGAGAUUAAGGACGGCGCGGACGGGUUCCAACACUUCCGUGGCCGACGUGCCGUGCUGUGGUGGCUGCUCGCUGCCGUCUGUGCGGAGAUGGUCGCGAUUCUCGUGUUUUAUCAUAGCUCGCCGCCGGCUUCGCCCGCGGAAGAGUCAUGCUAUCCCGAGGCAGAGAGUGGCCGGACAGAGAAAAAAUGCAUAGAAAAUGGCGUGGAACGUGCGAUUUGA
Trametes versicolor FP-101664 SS1 is the source of this 1683-nucleotide messenger RNA. Its product is annotated as MFS general substrate transporter. Gene Ontology annotation, molecular function: transmembrane transporter activity. Gene Ontology annotation, biological process: transmembrane transport. Gene Ontology annotation, cellular component: membrane. Bases 1 to 1683 code for a protein of 560 amino acids. The transcript is spliced from 9 exons. NCBI's taxonomy places the organism in Eukaryota, Fungi, Basidiomycota, Agaricomycetes, Polyporales, Polyporaceae. The record is from RefSeq and is a predicted model, not a curated record.